Messenger RNA from Heterotrigona itama, 5784 nucleotides. The record is from the annotation of a GenBank genome assembly. Lineage: Eukaryota; Metazoa; Arthropoda; Insecta; Hymenoptera; Apidae.
GUAUCUUAUGCUCCGCAGAGGAACAUGCAGUCGACCUCGAUGGCGUGGAACACGUUCAUCCCGCUGCCACCGCCAGGAAGCAGGACGCACGCGGCGCCGCAUUCCGGGAUGACGGCGCAUGUAGGCCAUCAUCAUCCGGGGCCAGGUGCGGCAGCGGCGCAUCCAGUCACCGUGGCACAGCAACAGCAACGCGAGCGCGAGGAGAGAGAACGGGAGGCGAGGGAACGGGACGCGAGGGAACAACGACAACGUGAAACCGAGAACUUGGGGAUAAGGGAACACCUGGCCGCAGCCGAGAGACUGCACCGGCAGGCCGAGGCCAGGGAUCACGUCGCGGCGCAGCAGAGAGCCGCUUAUUAUGCAGCGACCGCGCCUCCGACUCAACAGGUGUCUCGGCCGUCGAGCGUACCUGGCAAAGUCGAUUACCCACCACCACCGGCGCACUCGAGGACCUCGAAGUCGUCGCUUCCCGUCAGUAGUCUUCACGAGAAACCGCCGCCGGUGGUAGGACCGUCGCACAGUUCUCUGCCAAAGGUGGAGCCGAACGUCGGUCUGUUCAGUUACUCGACGUACCAGCCACAGUCGUCGUACAUGCACGAUAUAAAGGUGAAGAGCGACGUGGGGCAGCCGCACAAAUCGCUACCGAGUAAAAGUGGCCUGGCCGGAGGUCUCGAGCGGGAUCAUCACGGUCGAGAGGUUCUGCAAAAUCCACCUUCGUUGCUGCCGGAUCACAAGAGCUCGGUCAUAGUGAAGAACGAGGGUCGGGAGCUUCCGAAAGCGCCGACGUCGCAGCAGCACUCGCCGAGCCCGAAGAUCAUACCGUAUUUGGGCGUGCCGCAGUCGGUGCCGCCGCAGCACAAGCCGUACGAGUAUCGGAGCCCGACGCAGAGUCCGCACCAUCUUCAUCACUUGGACGGGCUACAGGCGACGAAGAGCAUACCCCAGAGCCAUCACCGGAGCAGUAGCGGGUCCACGACCACGACGCAGUUACCCAGUCCGCACGGGCAUCCGCCGCAUUCGCACAAUCGACAGUCACCGCACGCUCAGCAUCCUCAUCAACCACCGCAUCCAUCGCCACCCGAACCGCGUUAUCUCACUAGGCCGGAACCCGGUCUACCUUACGCUACUGCCAAGUCCUCGUAUCCGUAUCCGCAUCCGCAUCCGCCCACGGCCUCGCCGACCUCGCACUACGCCGCGCCGCCGGCAGGCUCCAAGCCGAAAGUCAGCAGUCCAGCGCCGCCUCACAUCUACGGGAAACCGAAUUCCGGCAUCAUGACCGGAACGCCGGUCUGCAGAGCGUCCGAGCCGGCGGUCGCCGCCCCGAUACCUCUCACCUCGAAGGCCGGUAGCUCGCCUUACCAGCAAGUGCCUCACCAUCACGGGGCGCCGCCUCCACCUCUGCCGCCGCCCGCGCACAGUCGAUCCGUCUACGACCCCAGGGGUUAUACUGGCUCGAUGCCGGCCGCCAAGUUGCCGCCGCCGCCCCUUCACGGUUCACCGCCGACCGCGGCUUCGGCGCCCCUGUCCAGACCGAUCGCGCACCCGGCGCAUCAUACCAGUCCUCAUCAGCAACCCGGUCAAACGGUGCAACACGCGCAACCGCAGAUCAACACAUCUUUCCAAACGCAGCCCCUCGAUCUCGGUGUGGAGAGAACAGGCUCGCCGAAGAGGAAGGCCCCGACCCCGUCGUUAACCGAGAAUUCCGGCCAACCGGUCUCCCUGGAGGUGUGCAAGAAACGCAGGACCGAGGAGCCGCAACCAUUGUCGUUGCAAUGCGUCGGACCGCCGAUUCUCUCGAGAGUGAGCGAGCCAAGCCCGUUGAUCGCCUCGGCAGCCACCUCGAUAACCACCGUGGUCAACACCACGGUCGCUCUACUGGCCCAAUCCAACGCUCAGACGACGCAGGAACGCACCGUGACGGCGGUCAGUCCAACGCCACGAACUGCUAGCGGCGAUGGUUCCGUCAGACCGGCCAGCACCGGCAGCGUCAGCUCGUUGAAUCCGACGGUGAGCGCGGCGCCAAGCCCCGCGCCCAUUCCCAGUCCAGCGCCGUCCACGGCGCCCAGUCCGGCACCUAGUGCCCCUGGCACGCCCGCCAAGGCGAACCCCAGCACGGUGGACAGCGAGAAAUCUAACAGUCCCGCGCCCAGACCACCCAGCAGUACCAGUUACCCCGUUCACAAGCUGAAGAAGGCUUGGCUUCAGAGGCAUUCCGGCGAAGAUGGGACCGAAGACACCACUGGCGUCGUAGGCAGCGGUACUUGCGUCACAUUGCCAAUGAACAUUUCCCAGGCACCGUCGCAGUCGCUAAAUAACAAAGAACGUGACACCUCUUCGAACGUCUCUGGCAACACGACUACCACGUGUUUGCCCAGCGCCGUCAACUCUAUUCACAAUAUCGGCAGCAUGGCGGUGAACAGCAUCAACAAGAGCAAGGUCACUGCCAAAAGUAGCCGGAAAUCGGCGAACAAAGAAUCGCUGAACGGACACGCCACCGACACGAAAACGUUACAAGAAGACUCGUCCAGCAGCGACCCAGAGAGGAAGUCGCCGCCGAAAAGAAAGCCACCCAAGGUAAAACGAAAGAAGGGCGCAGCACGGAGGCAGCAAACGACUGCGGAAGAUCAGCGGAGGCGGAAAGAAGAUAAACAAGGCGGAGGAACCGGCGUAGGCAGCGAGUCUAGUAACGAGAGCGAGGCUGGCUCUGCCAGCGACACCAGCGAACAGUUGGGCUCCAUCCAACCCGCGUCGAGGGUGCGGCAUACCACGGCUAAUUCCAACAAUUCCUCGGGAAACGGAAACAACAAGGAGCCCAGAAAACGGGGUAGGAGACCAAAGACUACGAAAGGUAACGAAUUGGGCGGGGAAGAUCAGCAACCUCGUCAGAAGAAAGAACGUAGAGACGAUAGCGCCAGUGGUGGUAACAAUGGGCCAGGUGGAAGCGGUGGCAGGGGUGAUCCCUUUCGUAGACCCCCGAUAUCGCAAUUGAAAAAAACUGGCGACAGUUGGUUGCAAGACGGCGCUUGUUUCGAAGUAGCUCCGAAGUUGGCUAAAUGUCGUGAGUGCAGAUGGACACCGCACCAGCGUUCCAAAAAUCUUCCUCAAAAUAUUUUCUGCAGAUUUUAUGCAUUCCGUAGAUUACGGUAUACGAAAAACGGACAGUUGGCUAUAGCAGGAUUUAGCGACCCCCAUAAGGAUGCGUCUGAGGUAGAUCUCCGAUUAUGGUUACCAGGAAAAGAGAGUUCGGACUCGAAGAAGGACGAGAAGGCAGAUAAGAACGACAAAGAAAAAAGCGACAAAGAAGAUCUAGAUUUGGAAAUGGCUCACAGGCUACUUCGCCAAGUCGGAGAUCAGUUCUGUGAUCUAUUGCAUCAAGAAAAGGACGCUCUUCAACAGCACAUGGCAGAAGCAAGUUCGGGACUUGUAGACGGAACAGUCGCCUGGAAGAGAGUGGUGCAAGGCGUUCGCGAGAUGUGCGAUGUCUGUGAGACGACCUUAUUCAACUAUCACUGGGCUUGCGGCAAAUGUGGCUUCGUCGUGUGUAUCGAUUGUUACAAGGGACGCAAGAAUGGCACGAUCAAGAUCUGGGGAGAGAGCGGCAAGGACAGAGACGAUUUUUCGUGGCUUUUGUGCACAAAUAGGCAGGUGCACGAACCCGAACGACUUAUGCUCACGCAGAUCAUCGCCGGUGACAGCCUGAUACGUCUCGGCCAACGACUGCACGAAUGCCGCGCAGAAUGGGGCAUACCGCAACACUGUGGCUGCUCGCUCGUUGUCCAAGCAUCGCCAAACGAGUAUCUACGGAACAUGAUCAAAGGCGACUCGGUACCAGUUCUGAACGGCAACGUGAAGCAGGAAGUGAAAGAGGAGAAGAAAGUGAACGAGUCGAACGGAUCGUCGGAGAACAAAACAAACGGCGAGGACAAGAAUUCACCAUUGAACUGGCUGGCAGACGUGGCGUUGCAGAAUCAGGAUAAAAACGAGAGUGGCUCUAGCUCGGAUUCCGAUGAGGAUCGGGAUGGUAAUUACUCGACCUUGAGGGAGUUGCUCAUCCGACCGUCCCAUAAGUCGAACGGUAGCGGUUCUAGAUCGAAUUCACCGACGAACAACUCCGGUAACGUCAACGCUACCGCCGGGAACAACGCGCAGAACAAUGUCACGAAAUCUGGUAAAAAGUCGAAGAUGGAUACGUUGGACGAGGUUAUAUCGAGCGUAAUCGAGCACAGCGUGAAGAAGGAGAGGGAAGGUGAACUGGACGACGAGAAGCCGAGAGAACUGAAGCAUUUCGUCAGAAGAUACAAAUGGACGCAGAAGGGGCGAGAACCGUUGCCCAUUCGAAUUAUGACGCUCACGGAGAGUAAAAGUCUCUAUCCGGAUGUGCCACACUCGUGGCUCUGUGACGGGAAAUUGCUCAGGUUAAACGACCCGAACAAUCCUAACAAUUACAGAAUAUUUCAAGAUCAGUGGAAACGCGGUCAGCCGGUCAUCGUGUCGGAUGUUGCGAAGUCGUUGGACAUGAAUCUGUGGCAUCCGGACUCGUUCGCUCGAGACUUCGGCGAUGAGAAGAACGACUUGAUCAACUGCAUGACCGGGAACUUGGUGCCGAAUCAACCGAUGCGUAAAUUCUGGGAAGGAUUCGAACAUUUCUCCAAGAGACUGAAGGACGAGAGAGGAAAUCCCAUGCUGUUGAAACUGAAGGACUGGCCGCCCGGUGAAGAUUUCGCAGAAUUAUUGCCAUCGAGGUUCGCGGAUCUGAUGAAAGUUUUGCCGUUGUCGGAAUACACUCACCGGAACGGAAGAUUGAAUUUGGCCAGUCGUUUGCCGGACUGUUUCGUGAGACCAGAUUUGGGACCCAAGAUGUACAAUGCUUAUGGAUCGGCCCUUCAUCCUAACAAGGGAACAACUAAUCUUCAUCUAGAUAUUUCUGACGCAGUGAACGUCAUGGUUUACGUGGGAAUACCGAAGGACGCCGACAAUGACGAACACGUUAAAGAAGCACUGCGGGCGAUAGAUGAAGCCGGCUGUGACAUCCUGACACGCCGACGUGUACGCGAACGCGGAGAAGCACCGGGCGCGUUGUGGCAUAUCUAUGCAGCGCGAGAUGCCGAUAAAAUCAGGGAUCUCUUGAACGCAGUUGCUUUGGAACGCGGUGCCCGUUUGGAACCGCAUCACGAUCCAAUUCACGAUCAAAGCUGUUACCUCGAUGGACCUCUGCGAGAACGAUUGUAUCGCGAAUACGGCGUUGAAGGAUAUGCUAUCGUUCAGUGUCUAGGCGAUGCAGUAUUCGUGCCAGCUGGCGCGCCGCAUCAAGUCCGCAACCUUCACAAUUGUAUAAAGGUGGCGGAAGAUUUCGUAUCUCCAGAGAACGUGUCGCAUUGCUUCCACCUAACGCAAGAGUUCCGUGCGCUAUCCGACACGCACACGAACCACGAGGACAAGUUGCAAAUUAAAAAUAUAAUCUAUCACGCGGUGAAGGAUUCGCUGGCCGUGUUGAGCAACGUGAAGGAAGAGACUCUUGCCAAGGUGAAGCCGAAUAACGAGAUGAAGAAGGAGGAGACGUAGCCCUAGGCCCCCUGUCGCGGUCGCAAGAGCCGUUGGUCGUUGUUUGACUAAAGUCUCGCUGUACCAGUGAGUGUGCAAAUCUGUUAUCCGGUCCGUGUAUCGGUCCCUCGAAUAGCAUACGUCCCGGGAUCCGGUUCGAGACGACAGGAUUCAUUCUAAGAUGCUCCGGAAACAAAAAAGAAAAAAAAAACAAAAAAAAAGAAAGAAAGAAACCUGUAUCGA